CGGGACGAUGUGGGCUCUGACGCUGCCUUUGCUCCUGGCCGCCGCCGGCGCGGUGCUGGCCGAGCCCGUCAAGUUCCUGGACUGCGGUUCCAAAGAUGGAAGUAUCAAAGAGGUCAACGUGAGUCCUUGCCCCUCAGAACCUUGUAUGCUUCACAAAGGGGAGUCGUACACAGUCAAUGUCACAUUUUCUAGUAAGAUUGACAGCCAAGGCAGCCAAGCAAAGGUGUAUGGAGAACUUCUACACGUGCCCAUUUCCUUCCCACUAGACCAGGCUGAUGGAUGCAAAUCUGGUAUCCAGUGUCCUAUCCAGAAAGACCAUUCUUAUAACUACUUGAACAAGCUUCCAGUGAAGUCUGAGUAUCCAUCUCUGAGACUAGUUGUCAGAUGGGAACUGCUUGAUGACCAAAACCAGAUGUUGUUCUGCUGGAGGAUUCCUGUCCAGAUCACUGAUUAA
Euleptes europaea (tarantolino) is the source of this 454-nucleotide messenger RNA. RefSeq names its product NPC intracellular cholesterol transporter 2 (gene NPC2). Gene Ontology annotation, molecular function: cholesterol binding. The record is from RefSeq and is a predicted model, not a curated record. Gene Ontology annotation, biological process: cholesterol efflux; intracellular cholesterol transport. The coding region runs from base 8 to 454 and encodes 148 amino acids. The transcript is spliced from 4 exons. NCBI's taxonomy places the organism in Eukaryota, Metazoa, Chordata, Lepidosauria, Squamata, Sphaerodactylidae.